Messenger RNA from Cryptotermes secundus, 3601 nucleotides. RefSeq names its product toll-like receptor 2. The coding region runs from base 235 to 2790 and encodes 851 amino acids. Gene Ontology annotation, biological process: inflammatory response; immune response; toll-like receptor signaling pathway. The record is from RefSeq and is a predicted model, not a curated record. The transcript is spliced from 3 exons. Gene Ontology annotation, molecular function: transmembrane signaling receptor activity; protein binding. NCBI's taxonomy places the organism in Eukaryota, Metazoa, Arthropoda, Insecta, Blattodea, Kalotermitidae. Gene Ontology annotation, cellular component: membrane.
AGAACCGAACAGAGUGUGACGGGAAACAUGGCAACCGCACUGCGUAUCGCAGUGCCCUCUUGCUCCGCCUCCUGUUAAGGCCAAGCGAUAGCUUGCCGAGCGGACGUAACUCCGCAGUCAGUUACAGUGAGUGAAAGGAAUAACAGUUAGCUGUUCCGUGUUGGAGACUUGGCGGCCAUGUUCUGUGCGUGGAGUGGUGACGGCUGGUGCCAGGAUGCCUGAGUGGCGGGCGGUAUGGUUCAGGCGUGGUGGUUCCCCGGUCUGUGGGCUGUGCUGCUGGUGAGAGCCGAGAGGGUACCGCAGUGGGUGGGCAACGUGUUGGCGCCCACAGACGAAGUGCCAUCCGUGCCACUGGAUUGCCAGGACGCGGAGUGCAUCUGCAGCGAAGUACCCGGAAAGUUGGUUGUGUGUGAUGGAGGUUCCGGUUGCAAGCAGUUUCCGUCCGGCCUCAACACGACGGCACCCGUUGUUCAGGUUCAGAACACUGGCAUCACGACGCUUCAGAAUGGAGAUCUGGCCAACUUGACGCACCUAGAGGAACUCGAAAUAGAUCACAAUAAUAAUCUCUCCGUCAUAAAACCUUGGACUUUCGAAGGGUUGAGCUCUCUCAGAAACCUCUCAAUUUCCUACAACGAAAACCUUACAUAUCUCGAAGCAGGCGUGUUCGGUAGUUUGCACAGUCUCAGGGAACUUCGUAUGAAGAAAGAUGGUUUCUUUGAUAUGGGCUUAAUAGCACCAGCCCUGGGCCCAUCUUCACUGCCAAAUCUUCAGAAGUUAAUACUGGAUGAGAACCCAUUCCAGAAGAUAGAGUCCAAGGAUUUGGUUCCCAUGAAUGGAUCUUCUUUGCAGCGUCUACACCUGAUCGCCUGCCAACUGGAAUUCAUCCACCCAUCAGCAUUGGUUCCGUUACGACACCUCAGGGCGUUACUUCUUGGGCAGAAUACACUCAACAGCAGCACCAUCACCGAAUUGGUGUCACACUUGACAGACGAAGGAAUUCCUCUCUAUCUCCUCAACCUUUAUGGGAUGGGUUUCCUCAAACGUCCGCCGACGGAUUUGAUGGAAGCAGUGUCGAAAUCUAACAUCACUCACCUCGUAUUGGCGCGCAACCAGUUCCAGAAGCUGAAACCUGGAUCAUUUCCUACGAUGCCUCAGCUACAGUAUCUAGACCUCAGAGAAAUUGUAGCCACGGAUCUGAAACCUGGUACUCUAUCGCCCAGAGUUAUGCCCAAACUCAAGACCUUACUGUUCGGUGGGAAUAUGUUACCAGGUGUAAUACCUGGAGUGUUGGUCCCACAGUUGGAAUCGUUAGACCUUUCAGCAAAUUAUGGGGACCCUCGUACUCGAUCGUAUUUUGAUAUCGGUGAAGGAAGCUUUGAGAACAUGACAAAUCUAUCGUUUCUAAAUCUUUCAUAUAAUAAUCUCAGGCGAAUAUCAAGGCAGACUUUCACAGGUCUGGAGAAUUUAAGUAGACAUCUUGGCUUGAAGAAUGCUUCUAUAUACCACUUGGAAGAGGGUUCUUUUGAGAAUCUGGGGAAACUAAAAUUCCUGAACUUGGAAUAUAACCCAUUUCCAAAGCUGUAUAAUCUUACAGCGGCUAUGUUUCGAGGUCUUCAUAACCUCAGAGUGCUUCUUCUCAGUGGUUGUAGUAUCAGUUUUCUGCCAUCUGAUGUUUUCAGCUAUCUGCCGAACCUGGAGUACCUCAUACUUCGUGACAAUCACCUAUCCACCCUCAGUCCUAUCUUAUUUGCACCCCUUACUCAUCUGAUCGGUAUAGACCUGUCAGACAACCAAUUAGCUUACACAAAAAAUACAAGUUACAGAUUAUUUGAAAACAAUUCUGAACUUGAAGUAGUAUUCCUUUCAAGAAACAAGUUCACAUCUCUGAAUCCAUUUAUGCUUGAAGAUGCAGCAUUCCUAACGCGCUUGGAACUCUAUGAUAAUAAUUUACUGUGUCAGUGUGCCCCAUUUUUAUCAACGAAAAAGUGGCUUAAAGAACACAAUUUUACCCUUGAAGACAUGCACAUAGCUGGGCUUUCAACACUUCCUUGUUUCUCUCCUGAUGAGUGGAUGAACAAACCUGUAGUUGAAUACAUUGAUUCCCUUACGGACAGCUGCUUGUUACCUCCUGGUGAAGAUCGAGCCUUGAUUUGGAUUAUGGUGCUUCUUGUCAUGUUCCUUGUUUUAAGUUCUUUAUUGGCGACUGUUGCAUAUUAUUAUCGCUCUUACAUCCGUUAUUGGAUAUUCAUCGCUCGUAUGGAUAUUCGGAGACUUGGUCUCAGGAGACAGGACUGUGAAGGAUAUAAAGAACAUCAAUACGAUGCCUUUGUAUCGUACAGCAAUGAGGACCGUAACUUUGUAGUGAGACUUGUGGCCAUGUUGGAAAAUUAUGAACCUUUCUUGAAGCUUUGUGUGUAUGAGCGUGAUUUCGAGAUAGGGGCAGUGAUUUCAGAGUCAGUGCUGCAGAGUGUUGCCUUGAGUCGGAGGACGUUGCUCGUGAUUAGCGACGCCUUCGCCAGGUCGCAGUGGUGUCGCUGGGAACUGCAGCUAGCGGAGCAUCAUCGACUGUUCCUAAGGGAUGAUAAUGAGGGCGGAGACCCCCUGAUAAUGAUUAAGUUAGGGCAAGUUGCAGAGGCACACAUGACUCCAACGUUGAGAUAUUUAUUGAGAACACGGAUAUACUUAGAAUGGGAUUCAGAACCCAGAAAACAGCGACAAUUCUGGGACAAACUUCGUACCGCUCUGGCCCCACCACCCGUAAGCAUAGCAACUACAACGAAUACCCAAUAAAGUGCAAUAUUUAUGCCUAUAUUUUGGCAAAUCUGGUAUUUUUUUAGUCUGGAAGGAAUCCCGGCUCCGAAUAACGAAGUGGUGAUAGUGUUCAACGGAAUACCAAAGACUUGGUGUGAUAAAGGACAGUGGUGAACGAGUCGUGGCCAACCGAAAUUCUUAAUGUUAUCUGCUGGCUAAUAUCAUGAAUGCAAAAUGUUCAUGUACUGAAAAGUUUGUGAAAAAUGAGCGGUGAUAAGAUUCUCAGCCAUUUUCUUGCAUGCAUGAAGUAAAAAAAAAAACGUUUUAGCUAUCACAAUAUCCUGUACCAUACUUCAUACAAAAAUUCUCUAUACUGAAGACUACUAUCUUCUGGGAAUCCAUUGGGUAUCGGGGGUUCUUUCCUAGGAAGUAAAGGGCCAGGGGCGUGAAGAUUACCAGUCAUCUCCAGCUAGUACAGAGUUCAAGAAUGGUGGAGCUAUAUCUCCACUCCCCCAUACGUCUUCAUGGCAUUGUACUUAAUUAAUCAAGCACAGAUACAACUUUACCUUUUUAUCUUCUAUGAUAGGACACCAUGCACUCUGGUAGAAGUUUACAGACGUUUCUGAAGGUUGUUCUACCUCCAUCGUCAGGGUCGAAUAAUAAACCAGAAAAUAAAGCAGCAAGUGACAAACACCCGGCUACCCUACUACACGGCGUCAUAUGCCAGAAGAUGGUACUCUUCAUAAUCACAGAUAUGAGAGCAUCAGUUCCAACACAAUACAAUAUUGCUAAUUGAAGUCUUAACUAAAAUUAUAAUGAAUAAAAUUUCUCUUCAUUAUAGUUCAGUCAA